Molecule: messenger RNA, 809 nt
Organism: Aethina tumida (small hive beetle)
Lineage: Eukaryota; Metazoa; Arthropoda; Insecta; Coleoptera; Nitidulidae
Gene: endos
Product: cAMP-regulated phosphoprotein 19
Exons: 2
Coding region: 210-617 (135 amino acids)
Cellular component (GO): cytoplasm
Molecular function (GO): protein phosphatase inhibitor activity
Source: RefSeq, a predicted model, not a curated record
UCAAUCGAUAUCGAACCGGUAGUCGAGGAGUAGUAGUUGUUAACAAUCGUGAAGUAAGCACCGAAUCAGCUCAAACAGAAACUGUAAAUUCUAUUAAGUCUGCUCAAAGUUUCACAAUUUUCAUUCAUUUCCAACGUGUUUCGUAUAAUUACAAGGUGUGAUUCGUGUUCAGACACUGAUUGCACCCCUUUUCCUUUAGUUACCGUUACAUGCGGACGUUUUUUUCGACUAAUUUAACCCUUUACAGCUACGCAAUAACAUCCAGAAUGAGCGAACAAGAACAAGAGGCCCAAUCCGAAAUGUCUCCUCAUGAAUUGGAGAAAAUGGAAGAGGCCAAAUUGAAGGCAAAGUAUCCGGCAGGUCCAAUGGGUCCACCUGGCCAGAAAGUGAUUGGUGGUCACUCGGCGUUCUUGCAAAAGCGCCUCGCCAAAGGGCAGAAAUUCUUCGACUCCGGCGACUACCAAAUGGCCAAGCAAAAAAUUGGGGGUGUCAAUAAACUACCAAGCAAACCAACUGCUCCAUUCGCCACAGGCGAGGCAAUACCCACACCAGAAACAGUGCCAGCCAGAAAAACGUCCAUUGUGCAACCCUCAAAGCUCAGUUCUAAUGUCAGUUAGUUAGGUUGUGUUUAUUUUAAGUUGUAGGUUUAGGAGUAAUUAUUUUCUGGAGGAGUUCAUUAUUCGUUUACUGAAAUUGUGGUUCUUUUAUCGCUAAAUGUUAAUACUUACUGUCACACUGAGUUAGUUUAGAUUUUACUGGAUGUAUUGAUUACUCUAAUAUGUUGAAUAAAAAAAGUUACUGCUGAUAAA